Molecule: messenger RNA, 4250 nt
Organism: Indicator indicator
Lineage: Eukaryota; Metazoa; Chordata; Aves; Piciformes; Indicatoridae
Gene: FNIP2
Product: folliculin interacting protein 2
Exons: 18
Coding region: 1-3477 (1158 amino acids)
Cellular component (GO): cytoplasm
Molecular function (GO): protein-folding chaperone binding; ATPase inhibitor activity
Source: RefSeq, a predicted model, not a curated record
AUGUGUGGGGGUACAGCAAAAGCUACAAAUGUCACAGGGGGAAAAAUAGAAAGACCAAGAAACAACAACGAUGCACCACUUGGAAAUAAUCUCUCUUGUACCAAAUUGGAUGGAAAGAUUAUAAAAUCUUUGAAAGACCAAAGUGUCAGCUGUAUGAGCAAAGUGACUAGACUGCUGCAAAACAGCUGGUCCUCUUCAGAGUUUGACUUGAAUGAAAUCCGCCUGAUAGUUUACCAGGACUGCGAGAGGAGAGGCAGACAGGUCUUAUUUGAUUCCAAAGCAGUCCGCAAAAUUGAUGAAGCUGUGGUUCAGAAAAUGGUGGAGGAUGUUUCUGUCAAGACUUCUGCGAAGAACUGCCAAGCAAGCAAUGGGAACAGCAAUAUUUCUUCCCAGGGUCCUUCAAUAAGUUGUAUGCAAAAUAUAAAAGAACAGAUACCGAGGUAUCAGUACACCAGGCCAGCCUCUGAUGUCAACAUGCUGGGAGAAAUGAUGUUUGGCUCAGUGGCAAUGAGUUACAAAGGCUCCACCUUAAAAAUUCACUAUAUUCGCUCUCCCCCACAGCUGAUGAUAAGCAAAGUCUUCUCAGCCAGGGUAGGAAGCUUCAGUGGAAGCAACAAUAAUUUACAAGAUAGUUUUGAAUACAUCAACCAAGAUCCCAGCCUGGGAAGGCUGAGCUCAAAUCAGAAUGGUUUGGGAACCUGUCGCAGUGGAAGUAAUUUAGGUGUGUUACAGCUGUGUAGCAGCAAACUGCUGCAGGGUGUGUCUGAAGGAGGUCCCCUCCGGCUCAUCCGCAGUGCUUCUUUCUUUGCAGCACACAGCACACCUGUUGAUAUGCCUAGCAGAGGACAAAAUGAGGACAGAGACAGUGGCAUUGCUCGGUCAGCAUCUCUGAGCAGUCUUCUGGUCACUCCUUUUCCAUCUCCAAGCUCUUCAUCAUCAUCUUCUAGCAGCUACCAACGUCGUUGGCUACGGAGUCAGACAACCAGUUUAGAAAACGGAAUUAUUCCACGGUGGUCCACUGAAGAAAUGUUUAGUAUGGCUGAUGAAAGCUGCAGCUCCAAUCCUGCAAUGGUUCGGAGGAAAAAAAUUGCAAUAAGCAUAAUCUUUUCUCUGCCUGAACACGAAGAAGCACAGAGAAACUUCCAGGAUUUCUUUUUCUCUCACUUUCCUCUUUUUGAAUCUCACAUGAACAAGCUGAAAUAUGCAAUAGAAAAGGCCAUGAUCUCAUGUAGAAAAAUAGCAGAGUCCAGCCAAAGAGUGCAGGUUUAUAUCAGCCGUGUUAUGGAUGCCCUGGGAGAAUUCAGAGUUACCAUCUGGAACCUAUAUUCUGUUCCAAGGAUUGCAGAGCCUGUGUGGCUUAAUAUGAUGUCCAGCACCCUGGAAAAGAAUCAACUAUGCCAGCGGUUUCUUAAAGAAUUUACAUUUCUGAUAGAACAGAUCAACAAAAAUCAGUUCUUUGCUGCUUUGUUAACUGCGGUGCUGACAUAUCAUCUGGCUUGGGUUCCCACAGUAAUGCCGGUUGACCAUCCUCCUAUAAAGGCCUUCUCUGAGAAACGCACAUCACAGUCUGUGAACAUGCUGGCAAAAUCUCAUCCAUAUAACCCUCUUUGGGCACAGCUUGGUGAUCUGUAUGGUGCCAUAGGCUCUCCAGUUAGAUUGACUCGAACUGUUAUUGUCGGAAAACGCAAGGAGUUAGUGCAGCGCUUGCUCUAUGUUCUAACUUACUUCAUUCGAUGCUCUGAGCUGCAGGAAAAUCAGCUGACAUGGAGUGAGAAGACUGAGGAAGGAGAGCAAGUGCUAAAUGGAAGCAAGAUCACAACUGCACUAGAAAAGGGGGAGGUAGAGGAGUCUGAUUAUGUGGUUGUCACUGUUAAAAAUGAACCUGCUCUUGUGCCUCCAAUCCUACCUCCAAAGAACAAUGCAAGUAAGAACAAUAGUAUUGCGGAGUGCAUACAUGACCAAGACUGUACUCGUGCUGUCCCAGCCUCUUCAAAAGAAAAGAGAGAAGUAAUGGGAAAGACAAGCCAUAACUCAUCUGUUGACUGUCUAACUAGCAGUUUUUGCAAAGGAGCAGCUGAUGGUAGGAGAAUAACUGCCACUGAUACAGGAAUUGCAUCUUAUCACUAUGAAGAACAAUCCAAUUUGGAGGAUUUAAAGAACAACAAGAACCAGAAUGAGAGAAAAGUGGAAAAGCAGUUGUCUAGUAGGUCAUCUGCCUUACCAUGUCCUGAAAGGUCUGGCCACAGGAGUUCACACUUAGAGAAGGUCACCUUUCAGAUUGGAAGCUCUGCAUCACCAGAGUCAGACUUAGAAACUCAUAGAAGAGAAAUGGAAGAAAAUCUGAAGGCAUUCAGAAAGAACCCAGAGGUGAUACAUUGUGCUUCAAGUUCCACAAAUCUGACUGUGGAUGCUUCCCAGAAUGAAAAAGCAGGUUGUGAAGCUGCCUUUAUACCUGUCAGUAAACAUAAUGUUUGUCACACAGAAAGCCGGCCCUGCAGGGGGAAGGAGUGUGUACUUAACAGGCCAAUGAAAAGUGAAGGAACUGAAGAGAAUUUAGCAAACACAGUAUCUAGUGAACCGCUUUUGCUCACAGAUAAUACGGAAACUGUAACAUUGACAAGUCUGAAAGAAACUAGAACUUUAUGCUCUGGCAAUCUGGAGAACUAUUCCCCUGUCUGUGUAGAAGUAGGUUCUGCUGUCAAACAGGAUUCCCCUAAAAUAGGUGCUAAAGAUAUCCCCUAUGGGGAUGCUGGAAGGAAAAUCUCCUUCAGAGUUGAAGGGGACAUUCCAAGAAAUGAGAGUUCAGACAGUGCUCUUGGAGCUAGUGAUGAAGAAGGUGAUUGUUGUAUCCCUGAUGAAAUGCGUCGUGAUAUUGUCAGCAAAAGACUUGAGGAAUUUGCAGAAGUGGAACUUCCUUUACCAAGGUCAAACACCAUCAGCAGUCAAUGUGUGAAAAAUUUUGGAAGAUCACUUCUAGGUGGUUAUUGUCAUACAUAUAUACCUGAUCUAGUGCUGCAUGGGAUACAUAAUGAUGAAAAACUCAAGCAGUGUCUACUAGGAGACCUACUUCAUGCAAUGCAUCAUCCAGUGCUAGAUGAGCCCAUAGCAGAAGCUGUCUGCAUUAUUGCAGACACAGAUAAAUGGAACGUACAAGUAGCUACAAGCCAGAGAAAGAUGAUGGAUAAUAUGAAGUUAGGCAAGGAUGUUUUGGUUUCGAGUCAAGUAUCCAGUUUAUUGCAGUCUAUUUUACAGCUUUACAAACUCAACGUCCCAGCUGAUUUUUGCAUAAUGCAUCUUGAGGACAGACUACAAGAGAUGUAUCUCAAAAGCAAAAUGCUUUCAGAAUAUCUUCGAGGACAUACAAGAGUGCAUGUGAAAGAGCUAGGAAUAGUACUGGGGAUUGAAUCCAAUGACUUGCCUUUGUUGGCUGCUAUAGCGAGUACUCAUUCCCCAUAUGUUGCUCAAAUACUCUUAUAAAUUGAAAUCUCAGGAUAGUCAUUCCCUUAAAGUCAAAUAAAGAAAAUGGGAAUGUUGAAUGAAGACCAGAGGUGCCAAACACUGGUAAAGGGGAGACUGAGGAAAGCAGGUGAUAACUGUACCUUCCACCACCUUCCAAUUCUGAUUUCAACUGAAUGUUUUAUUGGAGGACUUCAGUUUACAUAAUGUAAAAGACAUUCAGGUUUUUCUUACAAUCUCACUUCUGGCUUAAAUCAAGAAAAUGACAGCAUUCUUGCAUUUUAUUUUUAUUUAAAGGACAAAAAUUAACACUAUGUGGCAGACCAGGAGCUGCCAUCCAAAACGCUGCUCAAAACCAUGAAGUAACAGUUAAAAGAACAAGCGGGUUAGAAUGAAUUUUGUAAUGCUAUGCUUGUGUAUGGUGUAUGCUGGUUGCUUUUUGUUUUGGGGUUGUUGGGUUUUUUUUUUUUUUUUGGAGGAAGAUAAUCUGUAAACUAUGUAUAUAGCAUUCCUGUACACAAGUGGAUAAAGAAUUUCCAGCAGAGCAUAUGCAUGAUUUUGUAUAGCCGUGGGCUCAAAACAAGAAACCUGGUUUCAGCAGCCAAAUGUUGUGUGAUGGAAGUGUAUGUGAUGUUUAUGUGACUUUUUCUUUUAAGGACCAGAGAUUAUGAAAGCUAUAGCUGCUCCUGUUUUAAUGAGGAGGUGUUCAAAUGAGCCCAGGCUGCAAGUGGACUUCUGAGGGAUUUUAUGGGAAAGCCUUAUGGAAUUUCUGCUACAAGUUUACAUUUGUUGCU